AUGGGCAAGCCGAAAAAGGACCAGGUUGAUUGGAAGAACUCACCUGGAGAUGUAGAGGCACUGGUUAGGUUCUUACACAGCCAGAGAUCACGGGUAGGACAAGGUGGUAAUUUUGAUAGCACUGUGUACAAUAAGGCUGCAAAACACCUUGAAGCUCGUGGUCCUCCAAGCCAUGGAGUGGCCAAGACUGCUGUUUCUAUUAAGAAGUACUACAGCUCUACACUCCGAAAGCUUCACACAGAUAUCCUUGCAGUCCUUCAGAAAACCUAUACUGGAGCUUCAGGAUGGACUUACAGUCAUGAAGGUGGCUUCAAUGUUGUUUCUGCUACUGAGGAUGCUUGGAGGAACUUCGUAUCUGUUCACAAGCAGUUUAAACCUUUCAAAACAAGUGGAUGGCCUCUCUGGGAGCUGAUGCAUGAGAUCGUUCCGACUCAGGCCAGAGGAGUCCAUGUCUUCAAUGCUGCAUCCCAGGAUACAGCACAGGAAACUGGUGAUUCACUAUCCGAGCCGGAGUUAGACCCCU
This is a messenger RNA of Lentinula edodes (shiitake mushroom), 523 nucleotides long. RefSeq lists its product as uncharacterized. The annotation marks the transcript as partial. Lineage: Eukaryota; Fungi; Basidiomycota; Agaricomycetes; Agaricales; Omphalotaceae. The record is from RefSeq and is a predicted model, not a curated record. The transcript is spliced from 2 exons.